Molecule: messenger RNA, 3264 nt
Organism: Salvelinus namaycush (lake trout)
Lineage: Eukaryota; Metazoa; Chordata; Actinopteri; Salmoniformes; Salmonidae
Product: kinesin-like protein KIF18A
Exons: 18
Coding region: 99-2852 (917 amino acids)
Biological process (GO): microtubule-based movement
Molecular function (GO): microtubule binding; microtubule motor activity; ATP binding
Source: RefSeq, a predicted model, not a curated record
AGAAAAAGUAGCGGUGGCUGUAACGUUACUUGCUAGCAAGCCACAAUUGCAAAUGUGAAACAAUUAUAGUCAAAGAUCAAUACACAAUAAGAAGAGUCAUGGACGUGUGCAGCCAUGUCAAAGUGGUUGUUCGUGUGCGGCCAACUAACGACAAUGAGAAGUGCGAGAACUUCAGGAAUGUAGUCCAAGUUGUGGACAACCACAUGCUAAUAUUUGACCCCAAGGAACAGCAAAUGACAUCUUUCGGGGGACCAAUAGUUCGAAACAGAGAUGUCAACAAGAGAGCUAAUAAGGACCUGAAAUUUGUCUUUGAUCAUGUUUUUGGGGAGGAUUCUUCUCAGGUGGAUAUCUUUGAGAACACCACUAAAAGGAUACUUGAUGGAGUGUUGAAUGGCUUUAACUGUACAGUCUUUGCUUAUGGCGCAACAGGAGCAGGCAAGACACACACCAUGUUGGGCUCAAGCAAUGACCCGGGUGUGAUGUAUCGCACCAUGACGGAGCUCUUCAACCGUAUGGAUCAAGUCAAGGAAGAGAAAAUAUUUGAUGUAGCAUUUUCUUAUCUUGAGGUCUAUAAUGAGCAGAUCCGGGACCUCUUGGCUAAUGUGGGACCUCUUGCAGUGAGGGAGGACCCCUCGAAAGGAGUGGUAAUCCAAGGCCUUACUCUGCACCAGCCUAAGUCUGCUGAGCACAUCCUUGAAGCUUUGGAUUAUGGCAAUCGGAAUAGAACGCAGCACCCCACUGACAUGAAUGCGACCUCGUCACGGUCCCAUGCUGUAUUUCAGAUUUACUUGAAGCAACAGGACAGGACGGCCAGCCUUAAUCCAAAUGUCCGUGUGGCCAAAAUGAGCCUGAUUGACCUCGCUGGCUCAGAGCGAGCAAGUGCCACUAACGCAAAGGGAGCACGUCAACGGGAAGGCGCUAACAUCAACCGUUCACUCCUUGCCCUGGGAAAUGUCAUCAACGCUCUGGCUGACCCUAAGAGUAAGAAAGCCCACAUACCAUACAGGGACAGCAAGCUAACACGACUCCUUAAAGAUUCUCUUGGUGGGAACUGCAGGACGGUCAUGAUCGCCAACAUUAGCCCCACCUCCAAAUCUUAUGACGACACCCACAACACACUGAAAUACGCCAACAGGGCCAAAGAGAUCAAAUCAUCGCUCAAGAGGAAUGUUGUCAGCUUGGACAGUCACAUCGGCCAGUAUGCAGUGAUAUGUGAGAGGCAGCGAGAAGAGAUCGUUCAAUUGAAGAAGAAGUUGAAAGAAUAUGAGGAGAGGAAGAUGGGCCCUCUUGUUCCUGGAGGCUCUAAUACCAUCUCCAGUCAGAACCAAACAGAGAUUCACAAGGUGUCAGAGUCCCUACAGAGCAUUUUCUCCAGCCGUACUCAGAUCAGGAGGGAGCACCUUGUUCUGGAGCGUCAGCUCAAGGAGAACGAGUUACGUCAGCACCACAGCGAGGAGUGCAACCAGCAGGCCCAGCUCUUCGGUGCCAAAGACAAGACUGAGAAGGCCACCUGCAAGCACGAGCGCAAGCUGGCUUCCCUGCUCACACAGCAGCAGCACAUCCGCAAGAGGCUGGAGGAGGCUGAGUUGCGCUUCCUUGAGAACAAUGGCUGGCUGCACCGUGUGGAGAAUGACAUGAAGCUACUGGGACAGGACUCCCAGCCACCAGUGGUACUCCAGAAGGACCUUCGCUGCCACAGGCUCCAGCUACAGGUAGAGGACCUCAAGCAGCACAUUGAGCAAAUGACCCACCUCAUCGGCAUCCAGGACCAGGAGAACAAACAGACUAAAAAAAUGGUGCACAUGCUGCUGCCUGCCUACAGCAGACAGUACUGGACGCUGAGGGGGUUGGGCCUGGUCACAGCUACCGACGAGGCUGAGAACCAGGACCUGGAGCACCUGGUCCUCAGGGAGAGGGGUGUGGUGUGGGCCGAUCAGGAGAAGGCAGGGGAGCAGAAGGACGAGGAGACCCAGGCUGAGGGUUCCAGGCUUAGGCCAGAGCUCGCACCCAUCCUGUCAUUUUCACACCUCAUCUGUCCCCAUCAAAACAGUCCCUGCAGUAGUGCUGAGAAACAUAAGAGGAGAGUCUCGCUGCGCCUUCAACCCAAUCCAUCAUCGAAAGGCCCAGUGGCCCAGGUGACAGUGAUGGAACCAAUUCCCAAGAAACCUACCAGGAGGAAGCUGGCAGUGUCUCCACCAAACCCUGGGAGUGUCGUCUCCGCCUCAGCGCAGGUUCCCAUGGUCCUUCAGGAUGUGUUGAGACAGGAGGGGAUGUUUCCACUGCUCUACACUCCAGAGGCCAGCAGUACACUCAACAGGCCUUCACUCCUGCCUCUCCAGCACUCUGCAGUCAAUGACCCCAACAUGACAUUUGACAUUGAAAAUGGAGACAAUGAAGCAGCUCUUGCCAACGCUACCGUCAUCCUUUACCAAUGUAGCCCCAAUCAUCAGGCUGAGACUUCGUGCCCCUUGAGUCCAAGCCAACAGCAGGCUCCCCGAGCCAAUGACAUGAGCAAACCCCCCAAAAGACUGGAGAUACCAUCUCUGUUAGACAUCCGACGUGGCAAGACCUACAUGGCCAUGACUUCGGCUGCGCAGGGCAAACGCAAAAUAAACUGCAGCAGCAGAGAGCAGGAAAUCCUUUCAGCACCCAAGCGCAUAAAGCAGGACCCCGCAGUAGUAGCAAGCAGACCACUAAGAGUGCGUCGUUUUGCUGGGUCAGAGGAGAACGAGCCCAGAAGAGUUAUGAGGAGUGUUUCUGAGGGGAAUCUUCACCUCAUGGAUGUUCAGAGGAAAAAGUCCAUAUUCUAUAAAACCUCCCAGAAAUUCAAGAGUGUGACAAAGAGGAUGUGAGACCUGCUUUUGGCCAGAUGUUGCUGAUGUCGUGUAGAUAUUGGGGAAUCGUGUGUAGCUAUGGAGAGAGAAAUUAAGUCCUAUGGAUUUCUUGAAUAGUUUUUGCUUGAAUUGUGUAUGAUUCUGAACUUGUUCUUAGGUUUAUUUUUGGUUGUAGAAUUAAUGUUUUUACAUUAUUUCCUACAUUAACAUUUGUUGUACCAAUAAUUUGCUAUUGUUAUUUAGUAAUAAAAUGUUUAACUACUAAUGUAUGUGGUUGGUUUUUACCAUGAAUAAUUCAACUCGUUCAAUCUUUUUUUUCUCGAAUGGUUCAUUUCUGAGCUUUUCCCUGUUUACUGUACAUAUAUUUCCUUUCAAUAUAAAAUUGAACGGAAGGUGUAGAUUGAGUUAUCAGACAUGCUGUUUUACUGUC